GGUUCCUGGGUGCGUAGGAGUCACGAGUGUUGCGCGGCGAGGAGUUUGCCCUCCCAGCCAUAAGGCUGCUGGAAGAGAGGGCCCGGGACUUGGAGCCGUUCAAAGUCACCCUACAGGUGUCCCACAAAGGACUGAAGAUCAUCCAGAAUGUGACGGCGAAAGGAAAACAGCAGACGAUCAAGCACUUCAUACCUCACGGCAGCAUCACCAGCGCAGCGGUGCAGGGAGACGUGGUGGCGUGUGUGCUACUGCUGUAUAACCCGCUCACAGGCUGUCCUGUACACGUACAUGCUUACAGAUGCGACUCCGACCACACAGCCGAGAUGCUCUACACACACCUACAAGCUCUGAUAGAGCGGCCGGAAAACCAAAAGAAGUUCGCAGACAUAGAGCGAAAGCUUCAAAUGAGGGGCGCUCUACCGUCUUCCAAGAAACCCCCAGAUUCUUCACUAGGGUCUGAGGUGUCAAGAGAGUCAGACUCUGGCAGCAAUGAGGAGAGAUGCGUGGCCAACCUCUAUGAUAGCCUGGCAGCUGAGCUGAAGCAGAAAUUGUCGACAGGUAAAAAGGGUAUAGGUAAAAGCCCCAUUCUCCUGCCGCCAAGAGACUACGACACCGUCCACAGACAGAAGGGGAAUCUAAGCAACAUUGACACCCGGAGGUGUCUGAACCAGAACAUAGUGGGGGUGAAUGCCAGGCGUAAGCUGGAGUCUUCGGGGGGCAGUUCUGGGAUCGGCAGCGAUCUGGCUCCGUCGCCGGAGAGGAACGACUACACCAGGCCGCACGACACGCAUAGCACUAGUGAGGAAGACUGGGCAGAGAGUACAGCGUACCUGAUGCACGAAGCGUUCGACCCAUCACCGCCAAGAAGGGCAGCCUCCCCUCGCCGCGCCUCACCUCCCCGCCGCACCCUCUCCCCCCGCGGCUACGACAGAACCUCCUACAACGACGACUACAACGAUCAAUACCGAGACCAGCUCGCGCCCUUCCGAGAAGCCACCUUCGAACGUCGGUUCCGUCACGAGUCCCUAGAACGCGUCAACAAAGAAAAACCAGAGAAAUUCAUCGAUGACUCCACCAACUAUAGGAGAAGGUACGUUGCCGAAACCAAACCCUCGAACAGAAGCAUGGACAAAGUCGAAGAUCGCAGGUUCGGCAAACUCCAGCGAGGAGCCAGCGAAGGCAGCCUCAAGCUCGCCGAAGCCGCACCCAAGGACCGAUUCAACGCCGCUAAAGAAAAGUUCAUGAAUCUAGAAAGGGAACGGUUUAACAAGGAACUGGAACAGCACAUGGCGAUACGGAGGAGCAUGCUCGAGAGGAACAGCCGCUCGACUUCUUCCCCCGAGGAGGAAAGAAGGGACGAGCGGCGGGAGCGUCACAGAGAACUGAGCUCCCGGAGAGAACCUGACCGUUCUCAUCGGGAUAUUGAGCGUUCUCACAGGGAGCCAGAGAGACGCAAAGAGGCCGACCGGAUUCGGGAUGACUCUAGAGAAUUGGGACACAGGGAGAUAGAGAGGCUGCCACGAGUAGGAAGAAAACGAGAAGACGUAAAGCGAUACGAAUACGGGGCUGAAGAUUACUUGAACAGAGUAGAGCCUAAGGUUCACAGGGAUGACUUUGACAGGGACAGGUACAGAGAGAGAAGGGAGCUGGACCGUCGCAUUGACGAGGAUGAGAUAAUUGAGCCAGUCAUCGAAGACAGAAGGAGAGACUGGAAUGACCGGCAGAGGGCGUUUAGUCGUUCGAGGUUGUUGGACGACCAGCGCCAGUCGUACACUGAAGGAGACCGAGACAGGUAUUUUGACAGAGACUACAGAGAUUUCCGCGAUCUCGCCGACCGACAGCCGACGAAGUUCCGCCAUAGUUACGCGGAGCCGAUACCCAGAGGUCGCCUCGGGACCGUGCGCCCUUACUAAAAUGCCAUAAUUAGAUUUUAACCACUUAAAAUUAGCGGCAAAGCUAUGAAUACCUUGUUCUGUGGACCUCAAGUCUUACUAGUUUUGAAUAAGAUGCCAGAUCAAGGAUGAGUCAGUCGACUUCCUAAUCACCGAUUACGGGCAUAAUGAUAGAAUAUUCGUAUUUCACGAGGCCAUUGAAGAUUUAUUAGUAAUCUGGACAAAGUUACGUUUGUACGAGUACCUUAUGUAGAUGAUGUUAUGCAUGUAACGCUCAAAUAUUGUAUUUAUGAAUAACUGAUUUAAAAGACAUUUUGAAAGGUUUGAUUCAAGAAGAAGAAGAAUUCAAAGAUAAAUACCAGCUCUAUUAUAGUCACAAUCAAUAAUAUCACAAAUAUAUUAUGCCUAUUUUGGAUUGCAACCUCGAUUGAUGAUUUUCAUAAAGUACCUUACUUAAAACAAUGAGUGUUACGUUCUGAUUUUUAAAAGAGUAUAAUAUUAAUUAUUAUCAAAAUUAUUGUCAUUAAAAAGAGUAGUCAUGUAAUUAGUAUUAAUCAUAGUAAUUACAUUAAUUUCGUAGUGCCUAUCCAAUAGAUAUACAUUGCAAAUAAAAUAUAUUUAUAAAUACUCAUUGUGGAAAGGUUUAUCAAUAUAUUGUAAAUAUAAAUUAUACAUCACAUAAAUGAGACUUAAAUGAUUAUGAAGAUUGACAUAGUGAUUAUUACGCAUUAUUAUAUGUACCUAUUUAAGACAUGUUGAAAAAUAACUUGUUGACAAGAUUUAGAAAUUAGAAAUACGACUUCAAUGUAUGGAUCAAUAAAAAUAUUAAUAUUAAAUGCUAUUUAAAGGUUUCCAAACUUUCUGUUUCAUUUGUAUAUGAAAAAUCUUAUUAUAUUCAUAUAAAAUUUGUUCGUUCCCUGAAAUUGAGAUUAUCAUGAAAAUUGUUAUAAUAUGAAAAAUAACUUUAUGUUGUAGAUAUACAUAAAUUAUCUAGGUACCAGUGACAUUUUAUUCAAAUCCAUCCGUUGUAUUCUGUUUGUAUAAUAGUAUCUAAUAAAAUUACAUUUCAAUUAUU
This is a messenger RNA of Ostrinia nubilalis (European corn borer), 2967 nucleotides long. Its product is annotated as nuclear speckle splicing regulatory protein 1-like. The transcript has 5 exons. Lineage: Eukaryota; Metazoa; Arthropoda; Insecta; Lepidoptera; Crambidae. The record is from RefSeq and is a predicted model, not a curated record. The coding region runs from base 324 to 1913 and encodes 529 amino acids.